Molecule: messenger RNA, 1821 nt
Organism: Tinamus guttatus (white-throated tinamou)
Lineage: Eukaryota; Metazoa; Chordata; Aves; Tinamiformes; Tinamidae
Source: RefSeq, a predicted model, not a curated record
AUGGCCGGCAUGCUGCAAGUGUCGGGAGGCCUGGAAAUGCCCCGCGCGAGGAGGGAGGCCGACCCGCUCCUGCACGAGCAGCCCAGGACGGGGAACCCGUACACCGAAGACGCUUUGCUUCGGAGCUACCUGAAAAGGCACCUUCCUCCUCAGCAGAAGCAAUAUAGUGACCUGGAGAGCCACCAGGUACAGGAGGAGGUGAGUCAGGACCUGGAAAGAUUUGGAAACCGUCUGAUAACCGAGAUCCAACCUCUAGCAUGGGAAUGUGCGUUGAAUCCUCCCGUAUUUCGGCAGUAUGAUGCCUGGGGGGAGCGGCUGGAUCAUAUUAUCACCUGCUCAGCCUGGAAGAGGAUAAAGGAAAUCUCAGCAGAAGAGGGCCUAAUUGCUGAGGCUUAUGAGAGAAGAUACUCCAACUGGAGCCGUGUGCAUCAGGCUAUCAAACUCUACUUAUUUUCAAACUUCUCUGGAGGUUUCAACUGUCCUCUGGCCAUGACGGAUGGAGCAGCCAAAGUCAUUGAGUCGCUGGGUGUUCCUGGAUCUCUGAAACAUGUUUUUGGCCAUCUGACAACCCGUGACCCGAAGAAGUUCUGGACCUCUGGCCAGUGGAUGACGGAGCGCCGGGGAGGCUCCGAUGUUGCUGAUGGCACAGAGACACUGGCCAGAAAGCAGCCAGAUGGUACAUAUCAUCUCCACGGCUUUAAAUGGUUUACAUCAGCUGCUGAUUCAGAUGUGACAUUGACCCUGGCGAGGAAAGAGGAUGCUCGAGGACAUGUAAACCAGGGUUCUGGAGGUCUGUCCCUGUUCUUCUUGAAGGUCCAAGAUGAGGAUGGGAAGCUGAACAACAUCAAAGUGCAAAGGCUGAAGGACAAGUUGGGUACACGCCAAAUGGCAACAGCAGAGCUAUGGCUAGAUGGAGCCAAAGCAGAGCUAAUCUCUGCAGAGGGCCGUGGAGUGGCCUCCAUCUCCCACAUGCUGAACAUCACUCGGAUCCACAAUACCAUUGGUGCAGUAGCUGCCAUGAGAAGGAUGAUCAGCCUGAGCAGGGAGUAUGCCCUGCGGCGAGUUGCCUUUGGGAAGCUCCUUAAGGACCAUCCCCUCCACAUGCAGACAAUAGCCCGGAUGGAGGUGCAGACCCGAGGGGCCUUUCUUCUGGCUAUGGAGGUAGUGAGACUGCUUGGACUUGUAGAAACCAACAUGGCAAGUGAGCAAGACAAGCUUCUCCUGAGACUGCUGGUACCAGUAGCCAAACUUUACACUGGGAAACAGGCUACUGCUGUUGUUAUUGAGGCCAUGGAGACUUUUGGGGGACAGGGCUACAUGGAGGACACAGGCCUGCCAGUCAUAGUCCGAGAUACGCUGGUGCUGCCCAUAUGGGAGGGAACAACAAAUAUUCUGUCACUUGAUGUCCUGCGAUCCCUCACUAAGAGUCAAGGGCAGGUGAUGGCUGUGUUCCUCUCCACAGUGCAGAGAAAACUGGACUCGGCUUCUCGCAAUGAGAAACUGGAAGCUGCCGUGAAGCUGGUGCGGGAGGCUGUCCGACUAGUCCAGAGCGCCGGCUCCAAAGGGGUAGCAACCAUGGAGAUAGCAGCAAGAGACUUCUCUUACUCCCUAGCGAGGAUCUAUGCAGGUGCUCUUUUAAUUGAACAUGCAGCGCAGCCCGAUUCCUCCUCCACGGACGUCUCUGCUGCUCAGAGGUGGUGCAACCAGGAGCUGUGUCCUGUCAGCACGGAGCUGAAAAACAGCAGCUAUGAUGCCCAGGCAGCGUUCAUGGACAGCUGCCUGGUGUACGACGGGAGCCCUGUCGCACACAGCAAGCUGUGA